This is a messenger RNA of Coccomyxa subellipsoidea C-169, 801 nucleotides long. RefSeq lists its product as hypothetical. Bases 122 to 709 code for a protein of 195 amino acids. The transcript is spliced from 5 exons. Lineage: Eukaryota; Viridiplantae; Chlorophyta; Trebouxiophyceae; Coccomyxaceae. The record is from RefSeq and is a predicted model, not a curated record.
CUCACAAGGAAUUGUGGAUCGAAGAGGCCAGCAAACGAAGCGAUAGAUCGAUCUUGAGGAGCGUCACCAGGGACACAGGGGCAGGAAUGUAGAGGGAGGGCGUCCGGCAUUCUCUCUCCUAAUGUCCGGGGGCUCAUGCGCAGUGGGCCUCGGGGAGCUUGAUCAACCGGGGUUGAUAGGCAAGGGAGGUCUACCACAGCAGCAACACCAUAAUCAUCUCCAUCACAUGCAAAUGGCACAGCAGCCACUGCCGCCUGUGCGCACAACCCUGCCCGCUCUGGCAGUCCCUGGGCAGGAGGCGACCAGUUCGCGGUCGACGCUGAGCGAGGGCGACACGUUUGAGCCGGGCAGCGGGACGGCGUGCAGUUCCCCCACAACGCCCCCCUGCUCGCCACCGGCAUACCCCGGGUCCCCCCCCUCGGCGCCGCGCAAAAAAUCCCCCGGCAAGCUCGCGCCGCGGUAUACGGGGGACGCUGCGAGGAGCCUGCUAGGGCCGCUGCCGACGAGGCGCGCAUUGCUACCGGCAUUUGACGCGGCGGCCGGGGCUCAGGAGGGCGCGCCCCAGGACGUGCAGCCGCCACAGCAGCCGGGAAGAAAUGAUGUUCCCUCCGCCUCCAAGCGACUCGGGCAAAGCAGCACGCCGACGCAUGGAGUGCCAAAGCGGACGCGGAGAGACACUGAGGAUGAGUCACAGGGCGAGUCACGGUGACCAACGGCGGCCAGCACCCACCACUGGAGCUUCUUGAAACAGCUGUACUGCCGCAACGUAAGCUCUGCACUGCUCGUCACAUGCGCACAGUC